AUGCUUGCCGAAUUCGAAAAGUACGCUGCGAUCGAGGUUCACCAUGCUCGCAUUGUCAACGCACCAAAAUAUAGUGCAAGGUAUCGCCGCGUGCUGAAAGACCAAAGCGACGAAGAGAAUUGUAUUCUACACAGUACCUCCUUUCGGUCCAUCAGUCAAGGCAAAAUAGACCAACUUGAUCAACGGCUCGGACAAGUAGACCGUUUAGUAGAAGCGCUUCUUGGAAAGGAGCAGACCGAUCGAAUGACGGGAGAUGUCGAGUCGCCCAAGGCAAGCUUGCCCAGUCACUUCACCAGCUCACCUAAUCAGGCCGAGCCGCCCGCGAAUGUUAAUGUGCCAGAGGGUUUGACGGCUCUGCCUUUACGGAGCGAGUGUCAUAAAAGUCGACAGGCAGGUCGUGACCCGAAAGCCAAAUCGUCGAAGCAGGAAGAAGGACAUGCCCCUGAAGAGGGCCCGUCAUCUCUUUCUGCGCACUCCUCUUUUGCAAUAGACUUUCUUCACCAUUUUGCGAGUUCAGAUGGUGAUAGCGGACUUGGUAUUGAGACACAAGGACUUCUAGAGUCUCUUCGGCAAAUCGUCAACGCCCUGAAGGAUCAACCACUAUCGCCGGCGCUCCUCUUUCCUAUGGCUAAGUCUGGAGUAUCAGAAGGCCAUGAGCCAGGACAUAUGCCCCCAAUCCAAGCUGCGGUGGAAAUAAUACAAAAAGCGCAAGGUUCGUUCUGCUUCGGAUGGAAUGUCAACCAUCGUCUUGCUGUGCAGCCAACGAUCAUGCUUUUUUGA
Messenger RNA from Colletotrichum truncatum, 780 nucleotides. The record is from RefSeq and is a predicted model, not a curated record. Lineage: Eukaryota; Fungi; Ascomycota; Sordariomycetes; Glomerellales; Glomerellaceae.